AUGGACUUCCUCCAGUUCCUCUCGGCCCUGUUCGGCUGGGUCUAUACGAUCUGCUGGUCACUGUCGUUCUAUCCACAAGCAAUCCUGAACUUCCGGAAGAAGUCGACGGCCGGAACCACGGUGGACUUUCCUUUCGUCAACGUGCUAGGCUUUGUCGCCUACCUUGUAUACACCUCGGCGUUUUACUGGUCGCCCGUCAUCCGACAUCAGUAUGCCCUCCGUAACGACAACCAUACCCCGACCGUCGCGUUCAACGAUAUCGCCUUUGCCGCGCACGCCGUGGUUCUGACGGCGAUACUGAAUACUCAAUACUUCAUACCCUCACUAUGGGGCGUCGACCGGGCGACAGGCAGGAAGCCGUCGCGGCUGAUGACGGGCGUGGCUAGCGGCUGCAUGCUCGGCGUAGCCAUCAUCGUCUUCAUCGUGGCCUCGGUGCCAGCCGACGCCGAUCCGAAGACCGCCUGGGCGUGGCUGGACGUCGUAUACGCGAUAUCCUUCGUGAAGCUGGUCGUGACCGUCGUCAAGUACGCACCGCAGCUGCUGUUCAACAUCCGGAACCGUAGCACCAAGGGAUGGAGCAUCUCGCAGAUCCUGCUCGACUUUACCGGAGGCGUGUUGAGCAUCGCCCAGCUGGGGAUAGACUCCUACCUGCAGGGCGGAGGCUGGUCCGGCGUGAUGGGCAACCCGGUCAAGUUCGUGCUGGGGAACGUGAGCAUGAUCUACGACUUGAUCUUCAUGACACAGCAUUAUAUCCUCUACCGAGACAAUGGCUCGGCUAAGAGCGGAGAGAGGGAGGCGCUUCUUGAGAGGGGUGAGGAUGAUAGGAGGUUGGAUUAG
Messenger RNA from Anthostomella pinea, 837 nucleotides. The record is from the annotation of a GenBank genome assembly. NCBI's taxonomy places the organism in Eukaryota, Fungi, Ascomycota, Sordariomycetes, Xylariales, Xylariaceae.